This is a messenger RNA of Chenopodium quinoa (quinoa), 628 nucleotides long. Its product is annotated as 60S ribosomal protein L44-like. Gene Ontology annotation, cellular component: ribosome; cytosolic large ribosomal subunit. Gene Ontology annotation, biological process: translation. Gene Ontology annotation, molecular function: structural constituent of ribosome. The transcript has a single exon. NCBI's taxonomy places the organism in Eukaryota, Viridiplantae, Streptophyta, Magnoliopsida, Caryophyllales, Amaranthaceae. The coding region runs from base 137 to 454 and encodes 105 amino acids. The record is from RefSeq and is a predicted model, not a curated record.
AAAAGCCCACAACUUCAAAACCCUAAUCACCGUCAAAACAAAUAACCCCUAAUUUUCUCUCUCAUCCAUUCUAUCUCAUCUCCACCCCCAUUUCAAUUUCUAGGGUUUCUGCCUUCUCCUCCAACAAUCUGCAAAAAUGGUGAACAUCCCAAAAGUGAAGAAAACCUACUGCAAGAACAAGGAAUGCAAGAAACACACAACCCACAAAGUCACCCAGUACAAGAAGGGUAAGGACAGCUUAGCGGCGCAAGGUAAGCGUCGUUACGAUCGCAAGCAAUCUGGUUAUGGAGGUCAGACUAAGCCCGUUUUCCACAAGAAGGCUAAGACUACCAAGAAGAUUGUUCUCAGGCUUCAAUGUCAGACUUGUAAGCACAUCUCUCAACACUCCAUUAAGCGUUGCAAGCACUUUGAGAUUGGUGGUGAUAAGAAGGGCAAGGGUACUACCCUGUUUUAGAUCUAUCGUUUUCUCUCUCCUCGCUUUUGUCCUGCGAAACUUGGAGGUUUAAUUUUAAUGGGUUUUAGUUUUUUUUUGGUAAUUUUCGUUUUUUUAUUUGCAAUUUUUGUUGGAGAUUUUGGUUUUGUAUGGAUCUAUUUCGUGAAAUCAAUCAGUUUGAACCUUUUAUAAUUA